AUAUGGAUUGUUAUGCAUUAACUAUACAAGAGAUUUUGAAAAUAUACGAGAUAUCUCCAACUGGCAGUAAAAAAGAAGUUUGGGACAGUUUCCCUGAGCACAUGCAUCAGAUAAUGUUUCCUUUAUUGAGUUCUAGAUACACUUUGGCUUAUCCUUCGCAACCCAAAAAAGUGCAUCCACUUUUUGGGUCGCAAUAUGCUACAACAUUUUUAGAAUGGGCUCAUAAUUGGGCGGGCCAAUUGAUACCAUUAAUACAGCCUGAUAGUAUUCGUGAACUCUUGCGCACGGUUCAUCCUAGUAUGCGUCGUGACGUCAGAACGCUGUUUCUGUUCCUACCAUAUGUAUUGUUACACGCCGUCAUGACUAAAAAUAAUGCUCAGUACAUACAAGAGGAAAUGUUGGCUGUUGUGGGUUUAGAAAACUUCGGGAAUACUAACGUUAGAUCUGAACGAUCUAGAUACAAAAUAUUGAGGCAUAUUAGAAUGACGCCUAAUGUUAAUUCUGUGCAAACUGAAGAAGGCAAUCAGAGCAAAUGUAGUAAGACCAUAUAUACAUUAUUGGACUUCUUAAAUCGAUGGAUAUUGGAAUGGUGCCAUACAAAACAAAUGCCACUUGAUAACGAGCAUUACAAAGCAAUUGCAUCGUUCUUGGAGAAAUUCGAUAAGUUGACUAUUGCUAGAGGUAACUUCCUUUGUGGCGAAUUAGAACGUGCGUUGCAAUAUCUAGAAUUGUACAUGGACAAGAAUACUGACAGGAUACAAGAGCAAUUACCUCUUUUAGCUGAAAUAUACGCUUUGUUGGAUGAACCGGAUUCUGUAGCUGGGAUUUUAUCUAUAAAAAGAUCUGAGCCUUCUUUGAAAGAAUUGAUACUCGCUCAAGUGGUGACAGGCCGUUUACAAGACGCUGCUUUGUGCUACGAAAGGCUGGCUCAGGAAGGCCAGUUAGAUAAACACAGUUUGAGGGGUAUGAUAGACUGCUAUUUAGGAUUAGACCAGCCAUUUACUGCAUACCGAUUGCUGAGUGAACACGAAUCUGAAGAUGGUAUGAUGGAGUUGGCGGCCGAACCGUUAUGGCGGCUCGGCAGAUUCGAACAAUUGGAGGAAUUAGUCAAAAAGCCAGUGCCAUUAUGUCGAGAGAAUUGGGGUCUAUUAAUGGGUAGAAUACUUCUCGCGUUUCGCUCGCAGGACUAUGAGCAAUUCGAUAUGUCAUGUAAAGACGCUAACAAUAGGUUGCUGACUCAAAUGGAUGGCGAGAGUAAAGGCGAGAGCGCUUUACGAAGUGGAUACCAAAGUGUUUUAGGUCUACAUAUAAUCACUGAAGUUAAACACUCCAACGAGGCUCUAAAAAGAUUGAAGAUGACAAAUGACUGUGAUGAACAAGUAACAGAGAUAAUAGAUCAGUUGUUAGAUGAAUGGCGACGACGUCUUUCCGUGGUGCAGUCCGAUGUGAGAACUAUAGAACCUUUACUUAGACUCCGGAGGAUUUUAUUGCAUCAAACGCAGGAAAUGCUACUGUCAACACAUCCUGAUACAGCGGCUAGGCUGAAAGCUUGUAUCGGCGAUCUUUGGUUGCAAAGUGCAAAACACGCUAGAAAGGCUGGCGUAUUUCAGCAAUCUUACAUGUAUAUAUUGAAUGCGGAAGAAUAUCACCCGGAAGAGUUAUUUAUAGAAAAGGCAAAGAUGUAUUGGGCUAGAGGACAACACGAGUCGGCAUUUACUACGCUUCGUCGUGGUCUAGAUGAAGCGUACCCUAACAUCGAACAACUUACCAAUGAACAAAGAAAAAUAUGUGCUAAAGCAAAGCUGUUGAUAGCGAAGUAUAAUGAUGAGACUACAAAUGUCGAUGUCGAUGUUAAUAUCGGAUAUUACAAGGAGUCCGUCGAUGUAUUUAAACAAUGGGAGAAAAGUUUGGUGUGCCUUGGUUCAUAUUAUGAGAAAGUGAGCAGUCCAGAUACUAUAUACGACACAAAUGUCAUGUGGACUAGACGUCUCCACGCCCUCAACAGUUACGGUAAAGCAUUACAGUACGGACACAAAUACCUAUACCAGAGUAUGCCGAGGAUGCUUUCCAUCUGGCUCGAUAUGGAGGUGACAUCUCAGGAUACUAGUGCACACUUUGUGUUGGCUCAAAUGACUGAAAUAAUUAAGACUUACUCCGAAAGGUUGCCUCUGUACCUUUACUUGACUGCGUUUUCGCAAAUUGUGUCCAGAAUUUGUCAUCCUGUUAAAGAGGUAUACCUCCAACUGAAAGCUAUUAUAGUGAAGUUGAUAUUGGCAUACCCUCAACACACGUUAUGGAUGAUGAUGUGCGUGAUCAAGUCUAGUUACCCGACUCGUAUGAAGAGAUGUGCCGACGUUUUCACAGACCCGAGACUCAAGGAGCCGCCCAUGUUGAAGUUUAUUAGUGACUUCACGGAUCUAGCCGAGAAUCUAAUCGAGUUGUGCAAUAAACCAAUCAUGAAUGGAGGAUCGACAACAACCGUAUCGUCUUUAGUCCGAACUUUACCACGAUUGCUAGCUAGUGAAGGCUUCAGUCACAUAAUGAUGCCGUUCCAAGAGUUCUGUAAGAUAGUAUUGCCAUCCAAGGCAGCGCGUCAGGAACGGAUCGACUUUAAUAUACCGGUCGAACCGACGGUCUAUAUAGCCGGCGUGAAGGAACAUAUCACUAUAUUACAGUCGCUGCAGAAACCUAGGAAAGUGACAUUGAAAGGUUCCGAUGGUAAAUCUUAUAUAAUAAUGCUGAAGCCUCGCGACGACCUCCGCAAAGAUUAUCGCCUAAUGGAAUUCAAUGGUGUAGUGAAUAGAUUUUUACAAGAUGCACCAGAUACGCGACGUAGGAGACUCUAUAUAAGGACAUAUUGUGUACUACCGUUGAAUGAGGAAUGCGGGCUGAUAGAAUGGGUGCCAAACCUGGUGGGCUUGAGACCAAUACUGAUGCACAUUUACAAACAGAAAGGUAUCCAUACAAGUAACCGCGAGUUGAAAGAAAUGAUGUGUUUAACCAAAGAUCCGGUUGAGAAGAAACGGCAUAUUUACGAAGAAAUGUUGCUACCUAAACACCCUCCCGUUUUCCAGGAGUGGUUCAGGCGUGUUUUCUCCGAUCCUUAUGGAUGGUAUCAAGCUAGAUCAGCAUACAUAAGAACAACAGCUGUCAUGUCUAUGGUCGGUUAUAUAUUGGGUCUCGGUGACAGGCACGGUGAAAACGUAUCAUUCGAUUCAACAAACGGUGACACUGUACACGUAGACUUUAAUUGCCUCUUCAAUAAAGGCGAGGCUUUCGAGUGGCCCGAACGUGUGCCUUUUAGACUCACCCACAACAUGGAAGCGGCAAUGGGCCCUCUCAAACACGAGGGCAUGUACAGGAAAAGUUGCGAAGCUGUGAUGAAGGCGCUGCGAGCUCAGACAGCGGCUCUGAUGUCCGUUAUUGGUCCGUUUGUUUAUGACCCGCUGGUGUCUUGGGGUCGUAGUAAAAAUGUUGACAUAGGAGAGAGAACCAACGAGCAAGCUCUGCAACAUCUGCAACAAAUUAGGCAACGGUUGAACGGAAUGGUAAAAACGAAAAAUAAGCAACUGUCGCUUUCCUUAUCCCCCGAGGGUCAGGUGGAACAUUUAAUCGUUGAAGCGACGAGUAUACACAACUUGUGUCAAAUGUAUAUUGGUUGGGGGCCAUUCUUGUAAAUCUAGUGAUUUGUUGAAGUUAUGGCUGUGUUAUUCUAGUGUGUAAGCAGAAUUUAAUAAAUAGUUUUUUUUUAUACU
Molecule: messenger RNA, 3755 nt
Organism: Diatraea saccharalis (sugarcane borer)
Lineage: Eukaryota; Metazoa; Arthropoda; Insecta; Lepidoptera; Crambidae
Source: the annotation of a GenBank genome assembly